AUGACGUGUUUCGAGGACUCUAAAAAGAAGAUGGCAGUGUAUUAUUUAGACAAAGACGCGGCAGAAUGGUGGGAGAGUAGGGAUCACCAAGUAGGACAUCUGGUCACCACUUGGGCGGCAUUCAAAAAAGAAUUUGAAUGCAAGUAUUUCACCUCGGAGUCCAAGCGAAGGCUUCAACGUCAGUUUGCUAACCUAGUACAAGGAGACAAGACAGUUAGAGGAUAUGAAUCUGAGUUCAUGCGACUGCGACGACACGUGCUGCGAGGACCAGAUGAUGAAGAAACCAUGAUAUCUAACUUUAUGUUUGGUCUGAAACCAGAUUUGGAAAAUAGACUGGCAGUCGGGAACUACGAGAGUCUCACCGAGCUAGUGGAAAAGACUGUGAAUGUGGAGAUCGGAUCGGAAGCUGAAAAGGCGGCAAGUAAGAAAUCCAAGCAGCAUCAAGCAGGGAAGUAUGGUGGAAACCAAAGAUCUUUUAAGGGUAAAGAUAAGGAAAAGGAAUCAGAAGGGCCAAGUCGACGAUCUUUGUUCACAGGAAAAUGCUUUGACUGUGGCAAGACAGGCCAUAAGUCCACUACGCCAAUCACUGUCCAUCAUCCUACAACUCCACCUGCAAUCGCACCAGCGCCAAAAAGGCAAGCAAUAGGAGGUGGAGUUUACGCUUUAGAACUAGAGGAUACUAAGCCUCCAGCCCCAUCUAAGGGUCCCAUCACAGGAACUUUACAUGUUGCGGGGCAUCCCACACAUGUAUUGUUCGACUCAGGGGAAACACAUAGCUUUGUGGCCCCUGAGGUAGCUGCCGAGUUUGUGGGUUCAUUUGUGAUUGACAGGGUGGAUGUGGCUGUGAUGACUCCCGGAGACCAAACCCUCCAAGCAAAAGAAUGCCUCAGAAGAGUUCCGUUAGUCAUUUGCGAGAAGAUGUUCUUGGCAGAUUUGUUGGUGGUGCCCUUAAAAGGAUAUGAAGUUAUCUUGGGCAUGGAUUGGUUAUCAGGCUACCGGGCACAAUUAGAUUGUGGAAAAGGUCGUAUUUUGUUCAAGGAGAACGGGCAACGACAAAUAGGGUUUUACGGGAUCAGUCCAAGCAACAACGGAGUUGAAAUUACGGAUAUUGCGGUAGUACAAGAGUUCAAGGAUGUGUUUGAAACGUUGAAAGAGUUACCUCCACCUCAGAGUAACCCUUUCACAAUUAACUUGGAACCUGAAGCGAAGCCGAUAACAAAGGCGCCCUACCACAUGGCACCUGCGGAGUUUGCAAAGUUGAAGAAACAACUUGAAGAUAUAAUGGAGAAAGGUUUCAUAAGACCUAGCUCUUCACCAUGGGGAGCUCCGGUCUUAUUUGUCAAGAAGAAGGAUGGUAGCAUGCGGCUUUGCAUUGAUUAUCGAAGAAUCAACAAUAUCACCAUCAAAGAUAAGUAUCCCCUUCCAAGGAUAGACGAGUUGUUGGAUAAGCUAAGGGGAGGAAGUUGGUUUUCAAAGAUCGACUUGGCGUUGGGCUAUCAUCAGAUUCCAAUUUCAGAAGGUGAUGUCACGAAGACUGCAUUUAGAACUCGUUAUGGACAAUACGAGUUCGUAGUAAUGCUUUUGGUUUUACUAAUGCACCGGCGGCCUUCAUGA
Molecule: messenger RNA, 1614 nt
Organism: Brassica napus (rape)
Lineage: Eukaryota; Viridiplantae; Streptophyta; Magnoliopsida; Brassicales; Brassicaceae
Exons: 4
Coding region: 1-1614 (537 amino acids)
Source: RefSeq, a predicted model, not a curated record